AGUUUGUUCCUAUGUUGAACAUGCAGUCUCUAUGGAAUGAAUGAAGAUCCUAUGACAUCCACACCAAAUACAUGGAAGAUCAGCUGAUUGUGUGUUGAAAAUGCCAUUGUUAUUGUAUUCAACUUGAUAUAUUUAACAUGAACAACAUUUACCCUUAUAUAUCACGAAAUGACCAGCGCAGAUAUAAGCACUAUCAACAAAGAGAAACAGCAGCUGAGAACUUAAAAGCCAUGGAAGAUAUGACGUUUAGUUUGUCUUUACUUCAUGCUCAUUGUGAGUCAUGUGUUAACAAAAAGUGUAACAUUACACCAGAUCAACUUAGCAGCUGUGAAAUGACAGACUGUGAAAAUAUGUGUGGUCACAGAUUUCACUCGUGCAAGAAAGACGAACAUGAACUUAUUUGUUCCCAACAAAAAGUACCAUGUAUUAACCAUUCUAAUGGGUGUCCAUUGGAAAUGGCAAGGUGUAAAAGAGCCACUCAUUUGAGUGUUUGUCCAGCAAGUGUCCAAAGGUGUGUUGUUGAGUGGAAUCGGUGGCCAAUGCAUUCAAAAGAAGAAUGUUUAACAACACCAUUGCCGCUUGAUAGCCAACAUGUAAAAUGUACUCAAUUAGAUGUGGCAUUAGCACUGAGAGAUCAACGUAUGCUUGUUCAAUCAAUGAAAAUUCCAAGAAAAAUCAGAAAAAUCUUUCAAAAUUCACUUACACAAAAAUAUCCCAGUGUUCCACUAGAGCAAAACAGAAGUUCUUCCAUUGACUCGGAUAAUACUGUAGAUGAUACAUCAGGAGCUACAUCAGAUGAAGAUACACCAUGGGGAAGUCAGAAGUGUCCCCCAGGACUACAAAAAACAGUCGUUAAUCAAUUACACAAAGCUUCAAAACAAACUGCUGAUAGUGUUUCUGCGACAUUAGACUUAUUUUCCCAUCAUUUUGGUAAAGCAGGUCUAAAACAUCUGACACAAAAGUUACAAGGAAUCACUGAAACUGAAGAAGCAAAAACAUGUGGACAACAAACAGAUGAAACUGAAAAUGAUAAAAUUAAAAACUCAUUAGAUGAUAUUUCUAGUGAGAAUAUAUCAGAACCAAAGUCAUGUGAUCUAUCAGAGUCAGCUGAUGACUGCAUGGUAAUAUCAGUAGAAGAUGUUUAUACAAAAGAUAUCAAAUUGCAUAAUUUGUUAGGAGUAAGUCUAGAUAUAGAAUGCAUAUCAAAAUAUAUACCAAAGCCUAAGAAAAUGUAUACUUUUCUCUGUGCUCAAGAUUUUAGAAGAGAUGAGUAUCCUUGGCAUUUCAAAAAUGUUCAUAAUGAUAUCCACUGUGGUUUAAAUGGGAUGAUGGAGUUCAGAUGUCCCCUUGCCUACAUGGGAUGUGAUUAUUCUUGUCAAAAGUUGUCUCCCUUAGAACCUAAAGGGAAAAUAGUACAUAGCGCAUUACAAGAAAGCUUUGGGCUAGCUAUUACAAAUGCAGAGGAUCAAAUAAAAGAAGAACAAAUGGAGGAAGUGCAAUGCAAAAACUGCUCUGUUAUAGAGUCAGAUAAACGAAAACUAAGGGAAGCAACUCCAGAGAUAACCACAUCACAAAAAUAUGACUCAAACAUAAAAAUCCUUCCAAAAUAUCAGUGCAAUAGAUUAUGUGAUAGUGCAAGUAGUUUCCCAUCUACUGAUGGACAAAUAUACCUUGACUGUCUUCCAUUUGAGGUGCUACAACACAUUGUUGUGUUUUUAGACAGUUUUAGUCUAUGCAAUCUCUCGUUAACUUCAAAACUAUUGAGAGAUGUUUGUGCUUCGCGCCUUGACCAGAAGGGCAUGGUUAUACCAGUCUGGCAGGCAAGAGGGGAGGGUGUGAAACCUUCAUGGACCAUUGCUUACUGGAAAUGGUGUUUUAGUACAAGCUUUACUCCAGUGAGGAAAUGGCAAUACCAUACAGGGAAUGAUCUGUUUGAGCAUUUGAAAAUCUGUCCAUACAAUCAGGAAAAUAGCAAGAAUAUCAAAACUGAACCAUUUUGUCCUGCAUCAGAACUUUUGUCCAUAAAAACUGCACCAGAAGAAAAAAAUACAACCAAGUCUUUACUUAGACUGAUAUCUGCUUGAAAGAAACAGGAAAUUUACAUAUCAAAAGUCUUUAGUAAAUGUGUCAUCCAUUUCACCAAAAAAUAAAUAAAGGAGUAGGGGCAAUAAGGCCCUUAUUUGGCCCAAAAAUUACUGCAAAUUUUAAAGUUAUCAUACAUUUUCUUAAAUAACUGAAAACUUGUCUAAGGUAUAAGGUACUUAGAAAAACAAACCAAAUUUGACAUCCAACAAGUUACCAUGGCAACAAAUCAUAACCUAAUUUGCAUAUUUUGUUAAAUUUCGUGAUUUUCCUUGUUUUUUCAUCAAAUUUUAAGUAUAUUUAAGACUGAAAAAACAUGUGCGCACCCAAGAAACAACUUUAUAUUUCGUGAAAUAAUGCCAAUAGUUAUAAUAAAGCUUUUGCUAAAUUAUUUUGUUGUUUCUCGGCUGCGCAGGAUGUUUCUACAACGGAAAUAAAGUAAGAAAACUGCAUAAUUUCUGUAUUUUUCAUCGUUUUUGUGAAAACAGUACUUAUUAUGACAUAAUUGUGACGUCAUCAGAUAAAAAUCUUUAUGUUUUUCAUUUAUAUUUCUUGACCCUAUGCAUUUCUAAGAAUUAUGUGCCGAUUUGAAAUAGUUAUCAAACAUUUCAUUUUCUUGGGCCAAAACUAAGCCUUAAUGCCCCUACUCCUUUGAUAAUUAUUUAUUUAAAUCAUGUAUAUACAUGAUAUAGUGAGUCUGAUUUUGCUAAAUUUUUGGCAGCUCCUGAAAAUAAAUACACACUGUAUGAUUGCUUUGGGAAACAUUUGUUGUUAUGUAUUUUUUUUUUGCACAGAAAGUUUCUUCAAUUACCCAUGUUUACCUUUUAAUAUCAUGUUUGAGACAAAAAAAAAAUAAACUAUUUCAAUCGUUUCAGGAGUCCAAAUUUGGGAAUUUUAUUUGUAUUUUAGUGGAUAUUUUAUAUCUUAGUUUUCCUAGUUUUUACAUGUUGUAUACUGGCCUAUAGAAAAUCUGCACUGCAUUUAUCCUUUUAAUUUGUGGUUAAGCAAUACACUCUUUAUCAGAUUAAGUUAAUCCAUGUAAAUUGGUAUCCCAGCCAAACCUCAUAAGGUUAAAUUUGCCAAAGAUGCAACAUUAAACAUGCAGGUCAAUUUUGGAACUGAAGAUAACAUGUUCAUUCUUAUAUGAAUAACAAAUGUAUGUCGUAAUAACUUAUAUUCCUUACAAAGAAUAUAUAUAAAAGUUAGCCAUGGUCACCAAAUCAAAUGGGUUAAUUGUAAGGUUGUAAUAUACUUUGGAGAUCUUGAAGUUUGUAGAAGUUUGUAAAUACCCAGGUAAUUUGCACACCUUCGUGAUUUUAUAUGUUAGCAAUCACACUGUUCUAUGAUCACAAAUGAAUUGAGUUUUUUCUUUGUUAUAUUUGUCCAAUCUCUCUAGUAGUGACUCUAUCUGUAUCAAGUAGUUUUGCUGUUAAUGUGUCAGAUGUAUAUUGUUUUGUUUUUUGUUUGUAGCGUGCUUGACAUUCUUUUCAUAGAUGUGUUAAAUUUUGUUUCUGUGUGUUUAUUUAUUUGUUAAUUUAUUUAUUUAUUAAUUUUGAUUUAGUUCUUUAUUUUAAAAUAUAUUUUAAAGAAUGUUUUCUUUUUUGUUUGUUCAUUUGAAAAGAAACAAUACCAACAAAAUAUAU
Messenger RNA from Mytilus trossulus (common blue mussel), 3725 nucleotides. RefSeq names its product F-box only protein 30-like. The coding region runs from base 138 to 2084 and encodes 648 amino acids. The transcript has 3 exons. The record is from RefSeq and is a predicted model, not a curated record. NCBI's taxonomy places the organism in Eukaryota, Metazoa, Mollusca, Bivalvia, Mytilida, Mytilidae. Gene Ontology annotation, molecular function: protein binding; ubiquitin protein ligase activity; zinc ion binding.